CAUGCGCGUGCAUCCGCGACGUGCCGAGAAAGUACUCGAAGCUGUUAGCUAGUCCGUUAGCCGAGUGCAUUUAAAAGUGCGGACUAGAAAAUACAUCAGAACUAAAGAAACUGCUUCAACUGUACAAACGAAAGUUAGACGUGAUAGCUAAUAGUUACUGGUGAACGCGAUAUAGCUAUGUCAAGCUACAGAAGUAGAAAUGACCAGAUCCUUGCUGAACUUUUGUCCAGCAUACAAGAAGCCCCUUCAUCAGAGCAACUAAGCAUAGACUGAAGAAUGACUGCCAAGAUUAUAAAGAUGGCAAGAAAAGAUCUGCUGGCCUGGACAGAGUCUGGGCUUUCAAAUAUACCUAUAUACCACUUACUAUACAUUACCUGCUAUUCACCUGCAAUGGGCGCAGCACUGAAUACAUACAUUAAUUGUACCUUCAGGUAUUGAUGCUCUGCCCUUCCUGUACCGAGUCCUCCACCAGCUAGCCUCUCGCUGGAACUCUCUCUCCCUACAACUGAGUGUCAGUGGCCAGGAUGAGAUCCAACGCAAUGCCCGCAGUGCCGACAUUUGUCUGGCAGUGAGUCUGGUGGAGUGGCUACAGAGUGGCCAGGCCACCUGGAAGGCUCUGGUGGAGGCUGUCUUCAGACCUGCUGGUGGGGGACACCAGGUCCUGGCCAGAGACAUCGCCAAGAACUAUAAUGGUCUCUGUCAGUUCAGACCAAACAGCUUUGCUGCAACUGUCCAGCCCAUGGAGUUAGUGUCAUCAGAAGAGUCGGUGAGACUCAUACAGAAGAUGCUCAACAACUCUGUGGCUGCUCGCUGGUACCAGAUGGGUGUGGUAAUGGGGGUGCCCCCCUCUGAUCUGGAGAUAAUCAGAGAGAGUCCCGAGUACCACGGGGCAGGGGAGAGAGAAGCUGGCAUGUUGAAGGCCUGGCUGGAGAGAGGCUCUCUGCCCAGGACCUGGCAGGUGUUGGUGGAUGCAGUAGAGAACAGAGCCGGUGGCAAUCACAAAGUCCUGGCAAAGAAGAUUGCAAACUCUCCCCUGGACUCUUUCCAGGUGGCACCAAGUUCACCACAAGCUACAAACAGUGCAGGCGCCAGUCAACCUGCUCUGAAGCCGGCAUCAACAAGAACAUUAGACUCCACCCCCAGUCUGAGAGACCUGUCAGUGUUCAAGGCCAGAUCAGGAGAGAAGAUUGAGAUCAUCAAGUCCCUGGCCCCAGAGUGGAAAUCAUUUGGUGUCCACCUCAACUUUGACGACAUGGGGUCCCAGCUGUCACUCAUUGAGGCUCAGCACGGCCAGAGUAACCCACAGAGCUGCUGCCGGGACAUGAUUAUCCACUGGCUGCUGGGGAAUGGGGAGGGACCCACCACCUGGAGAACUCUGCUGGCCCUGCUGGAGGAUGGAGAGAGGGCCUACCUCGCUGACAGGAUCAGGAGAGAACUAACUGACCCUGCAUAUGAACCAACGUUACACAAAGCUCCAUAGAUGUUUGUAGCUAUAGCUAAUUGUCACUCACACCUCUUUCAAUAUUAUUACUAAAACAAAGUUAUCCAAACCAGCAAUUAAUAUUCUGACUCUUCAAGAUUGUUGUUCAACACU
Geodia barretti is the source of this 1594-nucleotide messenger RNA. NCBI's taxonomy places the organism in Eukaryota, Metazoa, Porifera, Demospongiae, Tetractinellida, Geodiidae. The record is from the annotation of a GenBank genome assembly.